UCUCUCUCUCUCUCCAAUGAACCGCGUCGGCAGCGGGGCCCCUGCCAACUACGGCCUACCGGCUGCUGCUGCUGCUGCUGCGGCGGCGGCAGCGGCGACGCCCACCUCCUCGUCUUCCUCCACCCUCUCGCCGCUCGCCCCCCCGUUCACUGUCGCCUCCAUGACCAACCUCUCCCCUCCGCACCCCCUUCCACCCGCCCACCAAUUCCCCUCCUCCCGGCCCUUUCUGGGCUUCCCUGGAAACCCCUCCGAGUGGUCCCCCGCCGCCGCCGCCUCCUCUUCGUCGUCCCAUCUAUCUUCCCGCACCGCCGGGUCCAACCGCUCCUCCCGGAGGACGGGCGUCAUCAAGAACUCCUAUUACACCCGAUAUCCUCCCAGCUUGCCGAGUUCCGGCCUUGAUCUUCUCAAGCCCCUACCCGAACACAAGGGUUAUGCGGGGGAUGGGGUGGGCCCGUGGAACGGGCCGUUCGAUGGAGGGGAGAUUGGUCCGGGGAAGGUUCUUCAUGAGGUUUCUUCGUGGAUGGAUCCUUCCUCGAGCUAUAGGGUCCCGUCUCUUCAGAAAGGAGGUGCAAUCGAAGGCCUGAGUACAUAUGAAGAUGAUUCUAAUGGUAUUUGGCAUGGAAAAUAUGUUAAUUCUGCAGCAAGAAAAGUAUGCUUUGGUUCAGAAAGCUCUGAAUGGCUUCCUGGGAAGCACACAUCAAUUUAUGAUGAAAGUACACCUUACCCUUUUGACUUUUCUCGGGAAUCUGUUUUUGCUCCAAGUGCAUUGCUUCAAGGAACGUCUUAUUCUCAGAUACAAGAUUCAACUUCUGUGGAGUCAUGCAAUACCUUUAUUCCAAGUUCUUCUUAUGAUAGGUAUAUGGCACAACUUGAUUCAUGUUCGACUACUCCCAUGUCUUAUUAUCAAGCUACGACAUGCCCUACCUCAGGCCAAGUAUAUGCACCUUCAGCCUUAACAAUUAGUUCGACCUUGGAUCAUAAAAAUAGAUAUUCAACGGUUCAUCAUGGAGUUCCACAUAAGAUGAUUGACACGGGCAUUGUAGCAUCCAAGCAGAAGGGGCCUAACAUUGAUCAAUUUAUUAGAGGUAAAUUGGGUCAGAAUGAGAAGAUCAGAGUAGAUUACAGUGCAAAUAAAAGUACUGUUGCGACUGCAAACUGUGAAAAAAAAUUGCCUUCUGACGCCAAUUUAUCUACUGAAAUUUACUUGGAUUUUUCUACAGAGGGAGAUUCUGGGUUGAAAGUCAAACAUUUGAAAAUUUCUGAUGCCUCUAAGUCUGCAUAUCAUUCUGCAGAACCUGAAGAUUCCAUGCAAAGUUCUUCAGAAACACUUGAUGAGGUCUAUCUUGCUGUGGAUUCACCAUGUUGGAAAGGAACUCCAGCUUCUCAACAAUCACCAUUCAGAGAUGGCAAAACAGUAUGUCUUCAGCCUGUAAAUAAGGAAUUAAAAGACCACACUGAUUUUGAUAAAGGUCAAAAGCAUCUUUUUGACAGUGGCACAUGUUCAGAAACUCCUGAACAAGGUGGAAAUUUGAUCUGUGGUGAGAACAGAAAAAAAGCUUCCAUUUCUGAGGUAGAGGGAUCUUCUUCGGUUAUUUCUUCAAACAUGCAGCAGAGAUCUGAAGAUGACUAUAAGAUAGGGUCAGAUUAUGAAAAAGAUGCCAAUAGAAGGGGUCUUCAAUGUGCAGACAAUCAUAGAGAACAGACAAGUGAAGUUAGGAAAGACCAGGAAAUUGAUUCUGAAGCAAAACAUGAUGGUGCAACACAAUGCAACCAAAAGGAAAGUACUGCUGUUCACCGGGUCACAUCAGCGGAUGGACAUGUCAAUGUUGAUAAAGGUUCAUCUUCAUUGCAAUUGAAAAACAUACAGCUUCUUAUUAGGGCCUUGCAUUCUUCCUCAAAACUUCUCUUAUCUACUGACUGGAGUGAUGACAGUGAAUUGGAAGAAGAUGACUGCAGGUUCCUCCAGCUGGCAAUUCAAAAUCUCGAAGCAGUUGUGCUGAGGAACAAAAAGGGUUCUGUUGAGGGCAGUUCCCAUGUUUCUAGGCUAGAGGGUGCUUGUUUUCAGAAUGGAGGUUUAAAGACUGAUGCUGUGUGCCAGAGCAAAGCAAACAAGAUGGGUGAGAUGAAAGGUGAAAUGUAUGGUGAGUUUCAGCACUUUGUUUCCAAAGGUUGUGACAUAAAUUUCGGGAAAGUCAAUGGGAUGAUGCAGGACCUAGGGAAUGUUCUAGAGAAAACUUUUUCUGAGGAGGAUGACAACCCACAGGUGCUGUUAUAUAAGAAUCUGUGGCUUGAGUCAGAAGUUGCAGUGUGUAGACUUAAAUAUGAGCUUCAGCUUGCUCGCAUGAAGAUUGAGGUGGACAGCCAUAAGUGCCCGACAAGAGGUAAGCCCUCCCAAGUGACUGGAUCACGAUGCCCAAGCACCAUGCAUGAUGUUGAUGGACAUUGCACGCCACUGAAGGCCAAGGAGAGCUUGUUUUGUGUUACUUCCCCCCUCUUGGGUGAUGAAGGUAAGUUUAGUUCCAGAAAACCCGAAAAGGCACUUCCUGUUCUUUCAUCAAGUGAGGACAAGUCAGAGGAUCUUGAAGCAUCUGUGAGGACCCAAACAAGAGCUCUUAGGCAACAGAUUGAUAUAUGGAAUUCUAGGAAAUUUGAAGAACAGCUGAAGCUUUUUGCCUCAUUGGAUUUUGGAGCUUGCUCAGGAACCAAAGAGACUUUGCACAGUCCUUGUUCUGAUAGUGAAGAUAAUUCUGUGUUGAAGCACCUAUCCACAAAGCUUGCUGAUUUAGGUUUCAUGGAGAGUAGUUCAUAUCUGAAAGAUGGACCUAGAAAUUCAGGUUCAGUUGUGAAGAGACAGCAUUCUGAUACAAACAAGAAUGAAGAAACUGGACUGGCUUCAAGUGUUUCUGGAAAUGCAGCAACCAGAGAAUUCUGUUUGAACUCUUUGGGUGAAAAGGUGAUUCAGCCAUCUAUAACAAACAAGCAGGGGAAGUGGUUUCACGCUGGUGGAUAUGAUAGCCCCCCAUCUGGAUGGGAGCAUGUGCUGAAGGAGGAAUUUUCAUAGCCCCAGAACAGUCUCCACUCUAGUUUUUGGACUUAGCUGAGGACUUGAAAAACCUGUAAAUAUGAACAAUGCAUUUUGAUGAUUUUAUAUGGAAUUGUUUUGAACAUGUAUAGUUAAAUUGCAGUAUUAGUUGAUUUUUUUCCAAACAAAAACGGUAUUGGGCAAUGUAUUUAGAGAAGUGUUGAACACAUGAACAUUUGCUAAAUGGAUGGCUUUUUUUGAAA
Elaeis guineensis (African oil palm) is the source of this 3285-nucleotide messenger RNA. RefSeq lists its product as uncharacterized. The record is from RefSeq and is a predicted model, not a curated record. Lineage: Eukaryota; Viridiplantae; Streptophyta; Magnoliopsida; Arecales; Arecaceae.